AUGGCAGAUAACCCAUCAGCAGGGCUCCGCAAACGUGGACUCAACGAGGAGGAUGACUGUAGCUCUCCUCGCUCCCCAAUUCGGCGGCGUCUGACCUCUAAAUCCGCAGAACCCGCAGAACCUGCAGAAUCGUCAGAAUCCCCUCCCCCUUAUCCCAUUCCCGAUGACAACAGUGUAUCUAGUGAUGGAAAGAUACCCCCUACGCCCCGUAACAGUAUAAGUGAUGAUGACAGACCCGCGGUGUCGGAGGAACAAGUCGACAAAUAUUACCGAAAGGGAGCUGCAUACGAAGCAUGGAUUGCUGACCCAACUCGAGGUGGAUGUCCAUGUGGAAAAUCAGAAGAUACACUGUUCGAACUAUUCAACAACAGCAAUAAGAAGAAGAGAUUUAAUUGUCCAGAGAACCAUUUCGAUAACCCACCCCGACCCAUCCAGGAGGAUUUGGAACAAUUGGGGUUCCCAACAAAAGGCAAAAGGUGCCGUUUCACAAGAUUAAUACUCCACGGUUAUGACAAGGAUGGCUACAAAAGGGAAAGCGAGUAUCAACAUUCCUUCGCAGAAGGCGUUAUAAUUGGUGAAUGUAUUUACAGAUACACUGGGCCGAAUUGGUCGAAUAUAGCUAUCGCUCAAUAUAAGUUUGACCACCCCAUUGAUACCCUCAAAUAUCUUUAUUUUACUAAUGUUCAGAAUGAGGAGACCCUACCCUACAUGCAAGAAAUCCUCUACCCCAGACAUGACGUGAAGUGGCCCUGUGUUGAUCGAAUUGAGAGUCAGGUAUGGGAGUAUGGUACUGAGGACUAUCGAGAGAUCCUAGGUACGAAGCUAGGCAAGUCAGCGGCAUGCCUUGUUCUUGGUGCAUGGGAGAGAGGUACGCAUCGUAUUGCUAGAGUUUACACUCUCGGUCGUGCACAUCAUAUACACCUACGGUUUGAUAUUGAGCCGAUUCCUGUAUCUGGAACUCUUUAA
Molecule: messenger RNA, 966 nt
Organism: Penicillium hordei
Lineage: Eukaryota; Fungi; Ascomycota; Eurotiomycetes; Eurotiales; Aspergillaceae
Exons: 1
Coding region: 1-966 (321 amino acids)
Source: RefSeq, a predicted model, not a curated record